GAAUCAGAACUAAACCCUUAAACCCUAAAGCAUAAUUCUAUCUCCCCCUAAAAAAAAAAUCCUUUUUUUUGGUGUUGUUUGGACUCCGAGAAAAGAAACUGAUUCAUCCCGGAAAAAGAAAAUAACAGAUGACAGAAGUAAACCCAAAAGCCUCACCUGAAGAAUCUCCGAACGAAAGACCUUCAAAGAUCUCUAAAACCCUUCAAGAAGAAGGAGACUCGAGCGAGGAAGAAGAAGAAAAAGAAGCUGUAGAUAAAUCAAUGAAGCCAGGACUUCAACGUUACUUGGUAGCUGUUGAGUACAUAGGCACUCGAUUCUGUGGCUCCCAGCAACAGCUUAAUCAUAGAACUGUUGUUGGUGUCCUUCAGGAGGCAUUUCAUAAAUUCAUUGGGCAGCCUGUAACAAUCUGUCUAUCCAGCAGGACUGAUGCAGGAGUACAUGCAUUGUCUAAUGUUUGCCAUGUUGAUGUGGAACGCAUAAGCAAAAGGAAGCCAGGUGAAGUGUUACCGCCUCACGAACCAGCAGUAGUCAGAAAAGCCGUGAACCAUUUCCUGCAGAAGGAAGGUGAUAUUAUGGUGACUGAUGUUCGAAGUGUUUCGGCUCAUUUCCAUGCGAGAUUCAAAGCUCAAGAGCGCACGUACUUCUACCGCUUGCUGAUUGGACCAGAGCUUUUGUCCACCUUUGAAAAAGACCGGGCAUGGCAUGUAUCAGAGGAGUUAGAUCUUGUUUCCAUGCAGGAAGCUUGCAAAGUUCUUGUUGGACAUCAUGAUUUUAGUUCCUUCCGGGCAUCUGGUUGUCAGGCAAAAUCACCAUUCAGAACCUUAGAAGAACUUUCUGUUUUGGAGGUGGUUUCAACUCCAUAUUUUCCAUCCAUCACAGAAAGAGAACAGAACAGUUCAAACGGGGAAGGUCCUCAUUCAUUCCAUAACAAGUGUAAGACUGGCUUACCAACUGGAUCUAUUUCCAAUGGUUUUUUGGCAGGGGGCUCCAAUAGUGGAACUGAUUUAGGUUUUGGGAUAAGGAGAAGGCAUCGCUGCUAUGUCAUAACAGCUCGUUCUCGCUCUUUUCUCUACCACCAGGUUAGACUGCUUGUUGGUGUUCUUAAAUCUGUGGGCACUGGAGAUCUAACAGUUUCAGAUGUUGAAAGAAUACUGAAUGCCAGGUCUAUUACUGCUGCAAGUCCUAUGGCUCCUGCAUGUGGUCUCUACCUCGGACAUGUUAAGUAUGAGCCGCUGUGAAUCCAUGAUUACCGAGAAAUUGCUCCUCCUUCAGAAACAUGGUACUAUCUCUUAUGGAAUGCUCCGAUUCACGAACUUGGGAUUGUGAGGACCAUCAUCUACGGGAUCAGUUGGAUCGUGCAGAGAGAUGCUGGAACCUCGUGCAAGCUCAACCAACCUGUCAGGGCAGCUUAUUUUUCUUGAAAGCAAAUUAUGGGGUAAUAUUUUUCAAUUUGUAAACAUUGCAUGCACAUUAUGUUCCUCAUUUAUGGUGCGUGAACCAUGAAAAAUAAUGGCAUUAUCCCGGUUCAGAAACUUGCUUUUCAGCUUAAUGUCAUUGUUUUUUAUUGUGCUA
Populus trichocarpa (black cottonwood) is the source of this 1572-nucleotide messenger RNA. RefSeq lists its product as uncharacterized. The coding region runs from base 129 to 1238 and encodes 369 amino acids. Gene Ontology annotation, biological process: tRNA pseudouridine synthesis. The transcript has 10 exons. Gene Ontology annotation, molecular function: pseudouridine synthase activity; RNA binding. The record is from RefSeq and is a predicted model, not a curated record. NCBI's taxonomy places the organism in Eukaryota, Viridiplantae, Streptophyta, Magnoliopsida, Malpighiales, Salicaceae.